Molecule: messenger RNA, 1328 nt
Organism: Pelagomonas calceolata
Lineage: Eukaryota; Pelagophyceae; Pelagomonadales; Pelagomonadaceae
Source: the annotation of a GenBank genome assembly
CGUUUUUGCCUUCGAGACAACUGGCAACUUUGAGGCUGGACCAUGGCCACACCGCUGCCCGCCGUGCCGCCGCCGCCGGGGCCCACGCCGCCGGCGGAGCCCGAGCGCGACCCCCUCGCGGACCGGGCGAACGCGGCUGCCCUCGACGCGACGCUGUCCAAGGGCCGCAACGCGCUCUUCGACGCGACGCUAGAUAGGCCCAUCCCGUCGCGCAUGCAGCCCGUCUCCCGGGAGGCGCCCGCGAGCCCCGGCGCCGCGCGGCGCCGCUUCGCGCGCAAAAUGGAGGCCCUCGACGCGCGGCGCGACCGCGCCGCGUUCGCGCACGAGGUCGCCAAGCGCCAGGGCGCGGCGCGCGUCGCCACGGCCCAGGAGUUCGAGGACGUGCGCAAGCGGUCGCGGGCGCGCACGCAGGCGGCGCUGCGCGCGCAGCGGUCCGAGGCCGUCGCGCGGAACCGGCAGCUCCUCGCGGACCUGGAAGCGGCCGAGGCCAAGGCCGACGCUGCUUUGUCCGGUAAGAGCACGGCCGCCGUCGCGCUGCGCAACGCGGCGAAGGGCGUCUUCGUCGCGGCCGCGGAGUUUGGACCUGUGUGGAAUUAUUGCGAGAGACCUUCGUCAACCUUCACGCCAUCGAGCAGACGUGUUUCCGUGGGUCGCCCGAAGUUUGAAUUCCACACAGGCUCGGACCCGAAAUCGAGCUCCAGAAGCGGCGCGAGCGCCUCGAGGAGCUGGAAGCAUUGAAACAGAGGGAGCGCGACGCCGUCCGGAAGCACAACGACGAGAAGCUGCUGGCGGCCGAGGCGGCAGACAUCGAGGCGGCCGUGCGCGCCAAGCGCCGCGACGUCGCGGAGCGCGAAUUGGACGCGGCGCGCGAACGAGCCGCGCGCGACGCGGAACGGCGCGCCGCGGCGCGCCACGACGCCGCGGUCAUCGAGGCGCUCGAGCGCGACGCGCGCGAGGCCACCGACGCGGAGACCGCCCAGAUCAAGCGCGAGCAGGAGCAGCACACGACCGAGGUCCUCCAGGGCCUCGCCGCCGAGCGGGACCGGCACAACGCCGACACGGUCCUGGCGGCGUCGGGCGGCAUGCUCGACUCCGAGUACUCGUCGGACGACGCGGCGCCGCCGCCGGAGACGCCCGCGCCGGCGCCGCCCGACUCGUCGUCCGACGACGACGACGCCGCGGUGCCGCCGGCCGCGACGUCGACGGAGGGCUACAUCCCGCCGCAGACGCGGAAGAAGAAGGUCGAUUAUGGGGCCUUCUCCGCGUCGAUGACGCGCGGGGCCGCCGACGAGUUCGACGACUACGACUAAGUACUCGAUGAGUGGUCA